Suillus paluster is the source of this 1710-nucleotide messenger RNA. RefSeq lists its product as uncharacterized. The coding region runs from base 1 to 1710 and encodes 569 amino acids. The record is from RefSeq and is a predicted model, not a curated record. NCBI's taxonomy places the organism in Eukaryota, Fungi, Basidiomycota, Agaricomycetes, Boletales, Suillaceae. The transcript is spliced from 3 exons.
AUGUCCGAGGCCAGCUCAUACCAUCGUGACUACCGCAGCCAUCCGAGUCCGGACACGCGCUACUACGUAGAUCCCGGCGAGCACUCUUCCAGCCCCGUUCACAGAAACAGAUAUGAUAGUCACAGGCGACUGCAAGACGUAUCAUGGGUCUCUGCCAGCCAGCAGCCUCCCUCGCCAAUUCAUGACCCGUAUGCACGAUGGUACCCGCCUCCUCCAGUCGAGUCCGUAGACUUCCCCACGCCUUUAGUUCCGGGCCAACCACUCCCCGUGGCGCACUCCUCGCCCAUGAUGCGGCGAACUCCGUCGCCUGCCAUGCGAGUCACCCCCUCCCCAAUCAUCGGAGAAUACAUGACCGUGGAGGACGAAGAGGAAGAGGUGCCAGAAGUGCAUGAGGACUAUCGGGAGGUUGAUUUUGAUUUCUCUAACGCCCCUCAACAUCGCAUGGGCGUGCAGAAAGGUGCACGCCGCUGGGUCGGUGGCUUCGUCAAGGGUCUGCGCAAAUUUCCCGGCCUGCGUAAGUCCCCGCACCGUCCAUCACCCUCGAGCGACUUCGCAUCGUCGCUUGGUGCUCAGCAUGAGAAUGAUCCGCAAUUUCCGACCAUAUCGAGCUUGAAUUUGCGCCCGCUCACGCCCACUGCAAUUGCGCAGACCGCAGAAUUGAUGGACAUGCCCCAGCCCCAGUUGUAUCCGCAACCAUCGCCACAACAUCAUGCAUAUCCACAGUCGCCACAGCAUCAUACAUAUCCCCAGUUAUAUGCGCAUAAACCACCUCCCCCAGCAGCACCAUCGCCAGUAUAUGCUCCUGGAGCGGAUGUUGUCCCUCAAGGCCUCUCAACAGUUGACGAGCGCUCGAACGAGCUGACCGCAACACAAGAGUCACAUCCUCGCCCACAUUCCUCCACUGGUCAUGCUCAUUCUUCCCAUACUCAUACUCAUUCACAAUCACAAUCAUACUCGCAAUCUCAUUCAACCGUUCAGCCUGUCGUCCACAAUACCAGUGCACACGUCUCUCCAUUAUACCCGAAGCCGUCAACUGCCACCGUAACCGACUAUGUCACAGUUCCCCCGCCCUGGCUCUCUCCUCCCCCGGCCACGCGCAUCAAGCGCUUUCUGCACACCCUCGACCAACUCCCCUGGGUCGAGAACGAGCAAAUCGUCGAUGCCUACUUCCCGGGCCGUUCCUCCCGCCAUCGCCGCCACCCAGAUUCACCGGUGGAUGAUGGUAAACCUGCAGCUUCAUGGUAUAACAAGCGGCAUAAUUCCCUCCCGACGGAGAUGGGAAUGGGUCCCAGCAGCGCAUCGCUGUUGUACGGAUGGCCGGCCCAAAUGCAAAAAGGUUACUCGCAGCCAGGGAUGGUCUAUCCACAGUUCCCAUAUGCGUAUACGCCUGGACAGCCCACGUUCGUAUACCCGACUACAUUUCCGCCGGGGGCAUAUGUAGAAGCCCCUCGGGGAGCAAUAUACAAUGGAGAGUAUGAGAGAACUAUUGCCAUGGCGUGCCUUUCUGCGCAAGCCUGGCGCUUUAUAGCGACUACCAGUUCAAAGCUUUCUAAGAUCGGAGUGGGAUGGAAAAAAAUUCACAAUGAAUUUGACGUUGGUGUGCGGAUGCGCGUUACUUUGUCGCGGAGACCUUCACCACCGGACUUGCAGUCUGCCCGAGUCACGAUUGCUGCCGUACGUGGUGGUAGUACCAUAGCACAGAAGCACUAA